Molecule: messenger RNA, 1931 nt
Organism: Propithecus coquereli (Coquerel's sifaka)
Lineage: Eukaryota; Metazoa; Chordata; Mammalia; Primates; Indriidae
Gene: ZNF658
Product: zinc finger protein 658
Exons: 1
Biological process (GO): negative regulation of transcription by RNA polymerase II
Molecular function (GO): DNA-binding transcription repressor activity, RNA polymerase II-specific
Source: RefSeq, a predicted model, not a curated record
GAUAUUAUAAAGUUGAUGACCACAUCAAAGGGAUCAAGGAAAAACAAGAGAAGCCUCUGUGGCAAGUAAUAUUCAUUGAUGAUGAAAUAUUGAGUAAAGAAGGACAGAAAUUUUUAGAAAACCCAUUUAAUCUAGACAUAACUCCAGAGUUUUCAGGAAAAAUACCCUGUAAAUGUGACUCAUGUAGACUGAAUUUGCCGAUUAUUUCUGAAUUAAUUUUAAGUGAAAGCAACUAUUCAAGAAAGAAGCCUGAUUACUUGACUGUAUGUGAAAGAUUGCAGUUUGAUAUUAACUGUGAGAAAACUCAUGCUGGAGAUAAAUCUUAUGAGUAUAAUAAAAAUGUGAAAGCUCACAGUCAUAAGAAAGAUCACUAUCAAGGAUUUCAAACUUCGAAGCAAUCUUUUGAAAGUAAUGAAUUUGGAAACGUUUUACAUGGUAAGACCGUCUGUAUUAAAGCUGGGAGUUUUCCAACAGGAGAGAGUUCCUGUAAGGAUGAUGAAUUUAGGAAAAACUGUGAUAAAACCACUUUAUUUAACCACAUGAGAACUGACACAAAGGAGAAAUGCUCUGAUCUUAAUGAAUGUGAGAAACCCCAUGACAAAACCACCAUUGUGGAAUACAAUAAAGUUCACAUGGCUGUGACACACUAUGAACAUAAUGAAAGUGGAAUUAAUUUCAGCAGGAUGUUACCCCUUACUCAAUCUCAGAGAACUUUUACAGGACAGAGUGCUUUUGAAAGCGAUAAAUGUGAAGAAAACUUUAGCCAGAGCUCAGCCCAUAUAAUACAUCAGAAAACACAAACUGGAGAUAAAUCAUGUGUAUAUAAUGGAUGUACAGAUAUCUUCUACCAGAAAUUAGACCUUACAAUACACCAGAAAACUCCCAUGGAAGAGAAAUUCUACCAGUCUGGUGAAUAUGGGAAAUGCAAGAAAUCGUUUUACCAGAAAGCACACUUCAUUCAGGAUGAGAGGACCCAUUCAGGGGAGAAGCCUUACCAAUCUGAGGAAUGUGAGAAAUCCUUUUGUUCAAAUUCACACCCUGUUCAACAUCCUGGAACUUACGUGAAGUUCAAACUUUAUAAAUGUAGUGAAUGUGGGAAAACUUUCUGUCAGAAGUCAAACCUCACUAAACAUCUAAGAAUUCACACAAAGGAGAAACCUUAUGGUAACAGUGGCUGUGGGAACUCUUACAAGUCACUCCUCAUAGGACACCAGAGAACAGACAGACAGAUGAAACUCUAUCAAGACAGUGAAUAUAGGAAAGCAUUCUCUAAGGUGGCUCAUCUCAAAGAACAUCAGAGAACUGACAUGGGGGAGAAACCCUAUGAAUGUACUGAAUGUGGGAAAACUUUCUCCAAGACAUCACAUCUCCAGGCACAUCAGAGAAUUCACACAGGACACAAACCCUAUGAAUGUAUUGAAUGUGAGAAAACUUUCUCUCACAAGACACACCUCAGUGCACAUCAGAGAAUUCAUACAGGGGAGAAACCCUAUGAAUGUAAUCAAUGUGGGAGAUCUUUUACCUAUAAUUCAGCCCUAAGAGCACAUCAGAGAAUCCACACAGGUGAGAAACCCUACGAAUGUAGUGACUGUGAGAAAGCUUUUGCCCAUAACUCAGCCCUCAGAGCACAUCAGAGGAUUCACACAGGGGAGAAACCUUAUGAGUGUAAUGAAUGUGGAAGGUCUUUUGCCCAUAUUUCUGUUCUCAAAGCACAUCAAAGGAUUCACACAGGGGAGAAACCCUAUGAAUGUAGUGAAUGUGGGAGAUCUUUUACCUACAACUCAGCCCUGAGAGCACAUCAGAGAAUUCACACAGGCAAGAAACCUUAUGAAUGUAGUGACUGUGAGAAAACUUUUGCCCAUAAUUCAGCCCUCAGAGUACAUCAGAGAAUUCACACGGGGGAGAAACCAUAUGGAUGUAAUGAAUGUGAG